UAUUUGGAUAAGAUAGUGAAAGAGGGUUGCCCUGGCUUGUGCAACAGCAAUGGGAGGUGCACGCUGGACCAGAACGGCUGGCACUGUGUCUGCCAGCCGGGAUGGAGGGGAGCGGGCUGUGACGUAGCCAUGGAAACUCUCUGCACUGACAGUAAGGACAACGAAGGAGAUGGGCUAGUGGACUGUAUGGAUCCUGACUGCUGUUUGCAGAGUUCUUGCCAAAACCAGCCUUAUUGUCGUGGACUACCUGAUCCCCAAGAUAUUAUUAGCCAAAGCCAACAGUCGCCAUCUCAGCAAGCUGCCAAAGCAUUUUAUGACCGGAUCAGUUUUCUCAUUGGAGCAGACAGCACUCAUGUCAUACCUGGGGAAAGUCCUUUUAAUAAGAGUCUUGCAUCUGUCAUAAGGGGCCAAGUAUUAACUGCUGAUGCAACGCCACUCAUUGGAGUCAACGUCUCCUUUCUACACUAUCCAGACUAUGGAUAUACAAUCACUCGCCAAGAUGGAAUGUUCGACUUGGUAGCCAAUGGUGGUGCCUCUCUGACACUGGUGUUUGAGCGAUCACCGUUCCUGACACAGUAUCACACAGUAUGGAUUCCCUGGAAUGUGUUUUAUGUCAUGGAUACUCUGGUCAUGAAGAAGGAAGAGAAUGACAUUCCUAGUUGUGAUCUGAGUGGAUUUGUAAGGCCAAACCCUGUAAUCGUGUCAUCACCUUUAUCUACCUUUUUUAGAAUUUCUCCUGAAGAUAGUCCUAUCAUCCCAGAGACACAGGUACUUCAUGAAGAAACAACAAUACCAGGAACCGAUUUGAAGUUAUCAUACUUAAGCUCGAGGGCCGCAGGAUAUAAAUCCGUUCUGAAGAUUACUAUGACCCAGUCUGUUAUACCAUUUAAUUUAAUGAAGGUUCAUCUUAUGGUGGCUGUGGUGGGAAGACUUUUUCAAAAAUGGUUCCCUGCAUCCCCAAAUCUGGCUUACACUUUCAUAUGGGAUAAGACUGAUGCAUACAACCAGAGAGUCUAUGGAUUGUCUGAAGCUGUUGUGUCUGUAGGUUAUGAAUAUGAGUCUUGCUUGGAUCUAACCCUCUGGGAAAAGCGAACUGCCGUUUUGCAAGGUUAUGAACUGGAUGCCUCCAACAUGGGUGGCUGGACAUUGGAUAAACAUCAUGUGUUGGAUGUUCAGAACGGAAUCCUCUACAAAGGAAAUGGUGAAAAUCAAUUUAUAUCUCAGCAACCUCCAGUUGUCAGCAGCAUUAUGGGCAAUGGAAGACGACGCAGCAUCUCCUGUCCAAGUUGUAAUGGUCAAGCUGAUGGUAAUAAAUUACUGGCUCCGGUCGCCUUAGCUUGUGGCAUAGAUGGCAGUCUCUACGUGGGGGAUUUCAACUAUGUUCGGCGGAUAUUCCCAUCUGGAAAUGUAACUAGUGUUCUGGAGCUAAGAAAUAAAGAUUUUAGACAUAGCAACAACCCAGCUCACAGAUACUACCUCGCAACUGACCCCGUGACAGGAGAUUUGUACGUUUCUGACACAAACACACGCAGGAUUUAUCGGCCCAAGUCGCUCACAGGCAUGAAAGACCUGACCAAAAAUGCUGAGGUAAUCGGAGGAACAGGGGAGCAGUGCCUACCAUUUGAUGAGGCAAGGUGUGGUGAUGGAGGCAAGGCGGUGGAGGCAACUCUCAUGAGCCCUAAAGGAAUAGCGAUCGACAAGAACGGAUUAAUCUACUUUGUUGAUGGGACCAUGAUCAGAAAAGUGGAUCAGAAUGGAAUAAUAUCCACUUUGCUUGGCUCCAACGACCUGACCUCAGCACGACCUCUAACCUGUGACACCAGCAUGCACAUCAGCCAGGUUCGUCUAGAAUGGCCUACAGACUUAGCUAUCAACCCAAUGGACAACUCCAUUUAUGUUUUGGAUAACAACGUCGUUUUGCAGAUCACCGAAAACCGUCAGGUUCGCAUUGCUGCAGGGAGGCCGAUGCAUUGCCAGGUCCCUGGGGUGGAGUACACGGUAGGGAAGCACGCCGUCCAGACCACACUGGAGUCAGCGACUGCCAUUGCCGUGUCCUACAGUGGGGUGCUUUACAUUACAGAAACUGAUGAAAAAAAGAUUAAUAGGAUAAGACAGGUCACAACCGAUGGAGAGAUCUCAUUAGUUGCUGGAAUACCCUCAGAGUGUGAUUGCAAAAAUGAUGUCAACUGUGACUGUUACCAAAAUGGAGAUGGCUAUGCUAAAGACGCCAAACUCAAUGCCCCUUCUUCCUUAGCUGUGUCUCCGGAUGGCACCCUGUAUAUUGCCGAUCUGGGAAAUAUUAGGAUACGGGCUGUGUCAAAGAACAAACCCUUACUGAAUUCAAUGAACUUUUAUGAAAUUGCUUCUCCAACUGACCAAGAGCUUUAUAUCUUUGAUGUCAAUGGUACUCACCAGUACACUGUGAGCUUAGUCACCGGAGACUACCUGUACAAUUUUAGCUACAGUAACGAUAAUGAUAUAACCGCAGUAACGGAUAGCAACGGGAAUACGCUUCGUAUCAGGCGGGAUCCCAACCGGAUGCCGGUAAGGGUGGUCUCUCCUGAUAACCAAGUCAUCUGGCUGACGAUCGGCACUAAUGGAUGUUUGAAAAGCAUGACCGCGCAAGGUCAGGAGCUUGUUCUGUUUACCUACCAUGGCAACAGUGGGCUUCUGGCAACCAAAAGCGAUGAGACUGGGUGGACUACAUUUUUUGACUACGAUAGCGAGGGCCGUCUAACAAACGUUACGUUCCCAACUGGAGUUGUCACUAACCUUCACGGGGAAAUGGAAAGGGCCAUUACAGUGGACAUUGAAUCGUCCAGCAGAGAGGAAGAUGUCAGCAUCACUUCCAACUUGUCAUCAAUUGAUUCUUUCUACACCAUGGUUCAAGAUCAGUUAAGAAAUAGCUACCAGAUUGGUUAUGAUGGCUCAUUGAGAAUCCUGUAUGCCAGCGGCCUGGACUCGCACUACCAGACAGAGCCGCACGUGCUGGCUGGCACUGCCAACCCUACGGUGGCAAAGAGAAACAUGACCCUCCCAGGGGAGAACGGGCAGAACCUGGUGGAAUGGCGAUUCCGGAAAGAGCAAGCUCAGGGAAAAGUUAACGUGUUUGGCCGAAAGCUUCGGGUUAAUGGCAGAAACCUCCUUUCAGUUGACUUUGAUCGAACCACAAAGACUGAAAAGAUCUACGAUGACCACCGUAAAUUUCUGCUGAGGAUUGCCUACGACACGUCAGGGCACCCCACCCUGUGGCUCCCGAGCAGCAAGCUGAUGGCUGUCAAUGUUACCUAUUCAUCCACAGGUCAAAUAGGCAGCAUCCAGCGAGGGACGACUAGCGAAAAAAUAGAGUAUGAUGGACAGGGAAGGAUAGUGUCUAGAGUGUUUGCUGAUGGGAAAACUUGGAGUUACACAUAUUUGGAAAAGUCAAUGGUUCUUCUGCUUCAUAGCCAACGACAGUAUAUCUUCGAAUAUGAUUUGUUGGAUCGGCUUUCUGCUGUCACCAUGCCCAGCGUUGCUCGUCAUACCAUGCAGACCAUCCGCUCCAUCGGCUAUUACCGGAAUAUAUACAACCCCCCGGAAAGUAAUGCUUCUGUUAUAAUGGACUACAAUGAAGAAGGACAGCUCCUUCAAACUGCUUUCCUGGGGACAAGCAGAAGAGUAUUAUUCAAGUACAGACGGCAGACCAAGCUCUCAGAAAUUUUAUAUGAUAGUACGAGAGUUAGUUUUACUUACGAUGAGACAGCAGGAGUCCUGAAAACAGUAAAUCUCCAAAGCGAUGGUUUUAUCUGCACCAUUAGAUAUAGGCAAAUUGGCCCACUGAUUGACAGACAGAUUUUCCGCUUUAGCGAAGAUGGAAUGGUAAAUGCCCGAUUUGACUACAGCUAUGACAAUAGCUUCAGAGUGACUAGCAUGCAGGGUGUCAUCAAUGAAACCCCAUUGCCUAUUGAUCUCUACCAGUUUGAUGAUAUCUCUGGCAAAGUUGAACAAUUCGGAAAAUUUGGAGUUAUAUAUUAUGAUAUUAACCAGAUCAUUUCGACAGCUGUAAUGACCUACACAAAACACUUUGAUGCACAUGGCCGCAUCAAGGAAAUUCAGUAUGAAAUAUUUCGGUCAUUAAUGUAUUGGAUUACAAUACAGUAUGAUAAUAUGGGACGAGUGACAAAAAGAGAAAUUAAGAUCGGGCCAUUUGCCAACACCACAAAAUAUGCUUAUGAAUAUGAUGUAGAUGGUCAGCUCCAGACAGUUUAUCUGAAUGAAAAAAUAAUGUGGCGAUACAACUAUGACUUGAACGGCAACCUCCACUUGCUCAACCCCAGUAGCAGUGCCCGUUUGACGCCACUUCGCUAUGACCUGAGAGACAGAAUAACUCGACUGGGUGAUGUUCAGUACCGAUUAGACGAAGAUGGAUUUCUGCGUCAGAGGGGUACUGAAAUCUUUGAAUACAGUUCCAAGGGCCUUCUUACUCGAGUUUAUAGCAAGGGCAGUGGGUGGACAGUGAUUUACCGUUAUGAUGGACUUGGGCGACGAGUUUCCAGUAAAACUAGCCUUGGACAGCAUCUCCAGUUUUUUUAUGCAGACCUUACUUACCCAACCAGGAUAACUCAUGUAUAUAACCACUCAAGUUCUGAAAUCACAUCUCUUUACUAUGAUCUGCAAGGACACCUUUUUGCUAUGGAAAUUAGCAGUGGAGACGAGUUUUACAUUGCAUCAGACAAUACGGGAACACCACUGGCUGUUUUCAGUAGCAAUGGCCUUAUGCUGAAACAAAUUCAAUACACUGCUUAUGGAGAGAUCUAUUUUGACUCUAACCUUGACUUCCAGCUGGUAAUCGGAUUCCACGGAGGCUUGUACGACCCACUGACCAAGCUAGUCCACUUUGGAGAAAGAGAUUAUGACAUACUGGCAGGUCGGUGGACUACACCCGAUGUUGAAAUCUGGAAAAGAAUUGGGAAGGAUCCAGCUCCUUUUAAUUUGUACAUGUUUAGAAAUAACAACCCAGCCAGUAAAAUACACGAUGUGAAGGAUUAUAUCACAGAUGUUAACAGCUGGCUGGUGACAUUUGGCUUCCACCUGCACAAUGCCAUUCCUGGUUUCCCUGUUCCGAAAUUUGAUUUAACAGAACCUUCUUAUGAACUUGUGAAGAGCCAGCAAUGGGAGGACAUACCACCAAUUUCUGGAGUGCAACAACAAGUGGCGAGACAAGCAAAGGCUUUCCUUUCCCUAGGAAAGAUGGCAGAAGUGCAGGUCAGCAGACGUAAAUCCAGUGGAGAGAAAUCCUGGCUCUGGUUUGCUACGGUGAAGUCUCUGAUUGGGAAAGGGGUGAUGCUCGCUGUCAAUCAAGGCAAAGUGCAAACAAACGUGCUCAACAUUGCGAAUGAGGACUGCAUAAAAGUGGCCGCCGUUCUGAACAACGCCUACUACCUGGAAAACUUGCAUUUCACCGUUGAGGGAAAGGACACGCACUAUUUUAUCAAGACCACCUCCCCCGAGAGCGACCUUGGGACACUGAGGCUGACAAGUGGGCGGAAGGCCCUGGAGAACGGCAUCAAUGUCACUGUUUCCCAGUCCACCACUGUGGUAAACGGCAGGACUCGUAGGUUUGCUGAUGUUGAAAUGCAGUAUGGUGCUUUAGCGCUUCACGUCCGCUACGGCAUGACGCUCGACGAGGAGAAGGCCCGAAUACUGGAGCAAGCCAGGCAAAGAGCUCUUUCCAGUGCCUGGGCCAGAGAACAACAGAGAGUAAGAGAUGGAGAGGAAGGCGCCAGGUUGUGGACAGAAGGAGAAAAGAGGCAGCUGCUAAGUGCUGGGAAGGUACAAGGAUACGAUGGGUACUAUGUACUCUCUGUGGAGCAAUAUCCAGAAUUAGCAGACAGCGCUAAUAACAUACAGUUCCUCAGACAAAGUGAGAUAGGAAAGAGGUAACACACUGGCUUAGCUCAGGCUGCCAAAGAGACUGUGUACCAGUGUCUUCUAAAAAGGAGACCAAACUGUUUUGCUGCAUUACUACUUGAGCCUAAGCAUACAUCUUUGCUCAGAUUUUUUCUGUAGCACAAUCCAAACAGACUCUGUAACAAAAAGAGCGCCUUCCAGAAGAAUGAUACUGCUAAUGACAAAACUUUUUUUUUUCUCAAUGACCUUAAAGGUGAUCUGCUUUAAAGAAUAUGUUUACAUAUGCAUAUCGCUGCACUCAAGUUGGACUGAAAAGUAUUUAAAAAAAAAAAAGAAGAAGAAAAAAGAAAAAGGCCUACAGAUUUUGCAACAGGCUAUCUGUUCCUUUGAGGCACUGUAUUUAAUUAAGAUACAGACCCAUACAGUGUUUCCAAAUAUUACUGAAUUGUUGACCUUUGCUUACCAGAAGUAGUCUCUCUCUUUCUCUCUCUUUUUCUCUCUCUUUCUCACUGCAUAGGAUGUGGUAUAUAUCUGUUAAUUUUAAAAUGUGGGGCAAAAAUUACUGUUUAUAGACAACCCAACUGCUUUAAACUGUGCUGCUUUCUAAAAGGACAUUGGCACAAGUGACUUAUGCUACCAUGGGAAUUUAAUAAUGGAUUUUACAAUGCUAACAUGAUUUGCCUUGGGGGGAAAAUGGCAAGUAGAAUCCUUGUUGCAGAUAAGCAAAGGAAACCCUGAUUUUUUUGUAAAUUAUGUGAGACAAGUUGUUUAUGGAUUUUUAUAUGAAUUACAAUUUACUGUACAUCAAAUAUUAGUCUCAGAGGAGUUAAUUUAUGUAAAGUGUUUAAAAAAGUUUAUACUUAAAAAUAAAACAAUAAAAACA
Molecule: messenger RNA, 6772 nt
Organism: Apaloderma vittatum (bar-tailed trogon)
Lineage: Eukaryota; Metazoa; Chordata; Aves; Trogoniformes; Trogonidae
Gene: TENM3
Product: teneurin transmembrane protein 3
Exons: 18
Coding region: 130-5922 (1930 amino acids)
Biological process (GO): neuron development; heterophilic cell-cell adhesion
Cellular component (GO): neuron projection
Molecular function (GO): protein homodimerization activity; protein heterodimerization activity; cell adhesion molecule binding
Source: RefSeq, a predicted model, not a curated record